Messenger RNA from Alternaria burnsii, 489 nucleotides. RefSeq lists its product as uncharacterized. NCBI's taxonomy places the organism in Eukaryota, Fungi, Ascomycota, Dothideomycetes, Pleosporales, Pleosporaceae. The record is from RefSeq and is a predicted model, not a curated record. Bases 1 to 489 code for a protein of 162 amino acids. The transcript has a single exon.
AUGAGCCAAAUCAAAAUCGCCGACUCUCCGAUUACUGGAAAAGCAGAUGACGGUGCCGUACGUUCAAGGCGCUACGAUUCCCACUCUCUACACCCUUCGACUCCUGGUAUCGCACUUCUUGCAUUCAUAGGCAACCUAGCUUGUUGGAUCAUUACAGGCGCCAUCGGCUACGCCGCACCCCCUUGUCUAGCUAUUGAUGAUUGGACGUGUAUGACCAUGGUUUUUUUUGUGCCUCAAGGACUCGCAACGGUAUACCUCAUCUCUAUCGCUUUGGAGAAGGGUUGGAUGUCUGCAACACCAAGCCUGAACGCAGGCAUUGUCGGCUUUAGCAUUGCUGUCGUGUACACUACGUGUUGGGCUACUUGGGGGAAUUUUGCGACACGUGUAUUCUGGAUUGAGGCAGAUGUCUACCUCUCCCUUGCCCUCGAGGCUAAGCUUGGGGUCUUCGAAGCUUCAGAGCGAAGAAUAGGCACAUUGCUGGACUUGUAA